Molecule: messenger RNA, 3392 nt
Organism: Myxocyprinus asiaticus (Chinese sucker)
Lineage: Eukaryota; Metazoa; Chordata; Actinopteri; Cypriniformes; Catostomidae
Product: exocyst complex component 8-like
Exons: 2
Coding region: 88-2142 (684 amino acids)
Biological process (GO): intracellular protein localization; Golgi to plasma membrane transport; exocytosis
Cellular component (GO): exocyst
Source: RefSeq, a predicted model, not a curated record
UGAGCCGCUCUGCAGCUGAAUCGUAAUGACAGCCUGAUUUUCGCGCAGUUUUCCUGAUACCUUUUCUGUAGCAAUACAAUUUCAAGAAUGGCAGACACGGGGAAUCGUUUGCGUAAAUUGCUGGAAUCCCCUAAUUUUGACCCUCAAUUUUACGUAAAGCAGCUCUCGCAGCAGUCUGAUGGUGACCGAGAUUUACAAGAGCACCGUCAGAAAAUACAAACACUAGCGGACGAAACAGCGCAAAAUCUUAAGAAAAAUGUCUACAAAAACUACAGACAGUUUAUAGAGACGGCUAAAGAGAUUUCAUACCUGGAAAGUGAGAUGUAUCAGCUUAGCCACAUUCUCACUGAGCAGAAGAGUAUAAUGGAGAGCAUUACACAGUCUCUCCUAUCCACAGAUAAGGAUGAAACAGCCAAAGAAAUGCUGGCAGCCUUCCCUAAAGAAACAGAAGAGGUGAAACAAAGAACCCUAACCACACUUCUGGAAAAAGUGGAGGGAUGCAAGAGCAUUAUGGAAACCCCAGGCAAAUAUCUUGUCUAUAAUGGCGAUCUGUUGGAGUAUGAUGCAGACAACAUGUCACAGAUUCAAAAAGUCCAUGCGUUUCUGAUGAACGAUUGCCUGCUCAUCGCAACAUGGCUGGCAAACAGACGUGGAUCUGUUAAAUACAAGUACAAUGCCUUGUAUGAUCUGGAAAGCUUUGCUGUUGUUAAUGUAAAAGACAACCCUCCGAUGAAAGACAUGUUCAAAAUCCUCAUGUUCCCAGAGAGCCGCAUCUUUAAAGCCGAGAACAGCAAGAUCAAGAAGGAGUGGCUGGAGAUCCUGGAAGAAACAAAGAAAAACAAAGUGUCAAAAGACAUGCACAAAAAGGAAGAGGAGGUGCCGAUGUCCCCGGUCAGCCAGGAAGUCUCCACAAAUCCGUUCGAAGAGGACGAGCCUCUGGAUUCAGAUGAGCUAGUGGAUUUGAGCCCCGAAUGGAUCCAGGAGCUGCCUGAGGACCUGGACGUGUGCAAUGCUCAGAGAGACUUUGAGAGUGCUGUUGAUCUCCUGGAUAAGCUGAACGAAUAUCUAAAGGAGCAGCCGGUAAGUCUGCGGGUAAAGGAGCUGAGAGGCAAGGUGGAUGAACGUGUUCGACAGUUGACAGAGGUGUUAGUGUUUGAACUCUCUCCUGAUCGCUCUCUCCGCGGUGGACCCAAAGCCACGCGCCGAGCUGUCUCCCAACUCAUUCGCCUGGGCCAGUCCACCAAGGCCUGUGAUCUCUUUUUAAAAAACAGAGCGGCGGCGGUUCAAACUGCCAUCCGGCAACUUCGUAUUGAGGGUGCCACACUACUUUACAUCCAAAAACUCUGCAACAUCUUCUUCACCAGCUUACUUGAGACUGCCAGGGAGUUUGAGACAGAUUUUGCAGGCAACACUGGCUGUUACUCAGCGUUUGUGGUCUGGUCUCGUUCUGUGAUGAAACUGUUUGUUGACGCCUUCAGGAAGCAGGUGUUCGACAGCAAAGAGUGCUUGUCGACGGCAGCAGAAUGCGUUAAGUUUGCCAGUGAGCAUUGCAAGCAGUUGAGCGAGAUCGGCCUGGAUCUUACCUUCAUUUUACAGUUGCUACUGGUGAAAGACAUCAGAGCAGCUCUCCAAAGCCAGAAAGACAUCAUCAUAGAGGCCACCAAGCACCGUAACUCUGAGGAGAUGUGGCAUAGAAUGAACCUGAUGACUCCAGAGGCUUUGGCAAAACUCAAGGAUGAAAUGCGAAGCUGCGGGAUCGGCAGCUUCGCCCAGUACACAGGAGAAGACUGCUGGGUCAACCUGAGCUACACCGUUGUGGCCUUCACCAAGCAGAUGAUGGCAUUCCUGGAGGAGGGGUUGAAGCUGUACUUUCCCGAGCUGCACAUGGUGUUUCUGGAGAGCCUGAGGGAGAUCAUACUGGUAGCCAUACAGCUUGUGGACUACAGCCUGCGCUGUGAGCAGGAGACUGAGAAAAAGGCCUUCAUUCUCCAGAAUGCAUCGUUCUUGCAUGAAACGGUGCUGCCUGUUGUGGAGAGGAGGUUUGAGGAAGGAGUGGGCAAACCAGCCAAACAGCUGCAAGAUCUAAGAAAAAGCUCUAGGGACGUCAUGGUCAACCCCGACAGCACCACGUCUUUUGUUUAACAGAGACCGAAAUGAAGAUUGAUCAACUGCAGCCGUCUACUCUCGUCUACUUUCAAGGCAAGGCGUUUGGCAUCUCGAACAAGCCUCUUCUUUUACAGGAAUUCGGAAGUUGCAUGAGCAGUAUCCUUUGUGUAUCCACAAUUCUUUGCAACAAUGGAAAUGAACAUCAUUUGUCUAAAUAAAAUGUUAUCUAAUAGCUGACUAACAGUGUACAUACUAUUUGAAGACCAUUUCUCAAAAAAUAAAGAUUUAUUUCUGUAAGUAAUGCUGUGAUUAUUCCAAUAUAAAGCACAGAUAGGGUGAAAAUGUAUGUUUGUAAAUUAAUAACCAUGACAACAAAGCUUGUUUGUGAAAAGUUUGAUAACUUAAUAGGUAGCUUAUUAACUGAAAAAGGGCACUGCAACAAAAAAUUAAUACCACGCAGUUUUUCAAAAAUAAAAUUAGGGAAAAUAUUCCACAUUGAAUCAGCAUUUUUUAUAUAUCUUUUUAACCAAUUCAACUUUAUAACAUGGUUAAACAGUGCAAGUCAACAACGUUCAGUCCUCCAUCAUUAAUACUAUUUUUUAAGACCUCUUUUUUAAUUUGAUGUGGUUUGAUUUUCCAUAUAAAAUUUUAUAAUAUUUUAUCUAGUAGAGAACAUGAUGAUUUAGGACAAUCCACUACAGUGAAGAUAUAUAAAGCUCUUGAUAGACCUUCCACUUUGGACAACUAAACCACUAAGAGAUAAAUCUCUUGCAAGCCAUGAAUUGAAUUUCUUUUUAAUUGUUUAUAUCAUGGGGUUUAAGUUGAUAUUUGUAAGGGCCAAAUUUUAAUUUAAGUUUAUUUUUCUCCUAAAUAAUUAAUUACAUCUUUAAUCUGAAUUCCAUAAAUGACUGAUCGAUCUAUAAUUUUUAACACCAAUACUUCACAUUUAGAAAUGUUAAGAUAAAGACCAGAAACUUGGGAAAAGUUGUUAAUAAUUUUUAAUACAUUGGGAAUUUCACGUUGAUCUUUUAAAAUAUUGUGGUAUCGUCUGCAAAUUGGGACAUUUUUACUUCUUUAUCUGUAAUUCGAAUACCUUUCAGAACAUUAUUUUGAUUAACUAUUGAGAUUAGGAUCUGUGUAAUUAGCAAAAAUAAAAAGCAGGAUAUGGGGCAACCCUGUCUAAUACCUCUCUGAAUUGAGAUUUUUUGUGUUGUUCCAUGUAAGAGUUUAACACAGCUGUUUCCUCCUAUGUAAAGAGUUUUAAUGGCAUUAAUAAAAUAAUUACU